Daucus carota subsp. sativus is the source of this 1436-nucleotide messenger RNA. RefSeq lists its product as uncharacterized. The transcript is spliced from 2 exons. Lineage: Eukaryota; Viridiplantae; Streptophyta; Magnoliopsida; Apiales; Apiaceae. The coding region runs from base 171 to 1247 and encodes 358 amino acids. The record is from RefSeq and is a predicted model, not a curated record.
UUCAACGUAUACAAUCAAAUCACUACGUGGUUUACACUAAACAUCUAACUCUAUAUAUACUACACCUCAACCCAAGCCAUCCUUAAAACCUAGCUAAAAGCCUUGUUCAGAAGAAAUAGAUCACAAACUCUAGAUAACCAACACUUCAAAGUCACUACAUCAAAUUCCAAAUGGAAAAAACAGAUUACACUAUCAACAGAGUUUCUCUAAUUGAAGGUGCUGAUGAACAUCAAUAUCACUUGAAUAAAAUUAUCUCUCGCGCAACCUCGGUGGGAUUAUCGUCGAGAGUAUACUAUCGGAACUCGAACGGAGCUGUUCCCUUUAAAUGGGAAAUGCAGCCCGGGAAGGCGAAAAAUCCACCGCGAAAAGAUGUAAUUCCACCACCGAGCCCUCCACCAGCGGUGCACAACCGAUGGCUAGCUAAGCAUAACCGGUUACCCGACCCGCAGUCUUUUAAGGAGUCUAGUUCAUUGUCUAGAUUGAGGUUUUGGAAGAAAAGAAGCAAGAAGAUUAUUAUAAAUGGACGAAAGAUUGAGGAGAGACGAAAUGGUAAUGUCACUGAUGGUGUGCACAAGUAUGAAACAGGUGAGUUUGGUGAGUCUGAUGGAGAGUUCACUGGAUCGGGUAAUGAUUCUAGAAGCUCCCCGUCUAUGUCUUCGUCUUCGUCGAAUAGUAACUCUUCUCUGCAUCUAUCAAGGUUCGCAACUCCAUGGAACGUGACAGAUGUACUGCAGAUUGAAGAGCAUUCGCAAACAUAUGAUGAACAAGGGCAACGUACAGCAUGUGCAAACGAAAACGAUGGAGCAUUAUUCAAAACAAAUCUUUCAAGAAAUUCUACAAUAAACCAGUCCUCUCGAUUGUUCUAUCAGAAUCCAGGAAGUGUUCCCUUUAAGUGGGAGAAGUUGCCGGGAACAUCGAAGAAUCCAGCCAAAGAGGAGACCGUUCCACCGCCAAGUCCUCCACCAGCGGUUCAAAGCUUGGGACUAACGACUCCUCGCGUCCAAUUUCAAUCGGAGAAGCCGAAAACAAAUACUUUGAGAUUGUUGUUGAAGAAGUGCAAGAUCAAUGUAGAGGCUAAGAAGAAGUUUCAAGGGCUAAGCCUUCAGAAAUCUCGAAAAUUAGAUGUUGAUAAUAUUAGUUUAGCAUCUGUUUCCUCGCGUGGUCUCUCACAAAGGAUGUUGAGAAAUGUGGUAGCUAAUUCUUCUUGUUAUGGUGCUGGAAAGCCGAAAAGUAUUAGAGACGUAUAGACCAUGAUGUUUCAAUCUGUAUUUCUUUAUGUAAGUGUGGAUGAAACUCAUGUUAAGAUGAUUUAAAUGAGAGUAUGAAACUGUGAUCGAGUUGUAUAUCAUCUGAGAUGUCUUUGUUUGAUCAUGUUGUUGUAUAAUUCUGUUAUUUGGUUCAAUCGAUUAAGCAACCUACACAAUAACAUUUUAUGA